AUGCUGGGAACUACAAAUUUGCCCUGGGAGUUUUUGCCAUGCGCGGGAAUCAGCGGCGGUCCCAGAAAAUUUCACGGAGGAACGGGAGAAUCGGCAAAAGCGACUGUUAUAAAUGUACUGUGCGUAACGAUGAGAGUGCAUUAUGAAAGUGAAUUCAAUGGUGAUAUAAUGUAUGUGAGGACCCCAGAGGAAGUGUCCAUUUUGGUGCUGUUUCGUGUGCAGCGUGUUCGGCGUUUUUCCGUCGCACUAUCGCCGAAAAUCGCAAAUACUCCUGCCGGCGCACCUCUGAUGGCUCCUUCGACUGCCCAAUUGACCAAAUGCUUAUCUCAAGUUGUAGAACAUCGUUGUUAUUGCCGAGCUUGUCGAUUGCAAAAAUGCCGACGGAUGGGUAUGGAUCGGGGAAGUGAGUUGUUUGAUCCCUACAUCUUUUCUGCCCUAGGUGUGCAACUGCAUCGAGAUGCCUACGGUUCCAAAACAAAACAACUUGAGCAUGAUUCGUCUCACGUUCAGCAACCUUCUUGUUCGAACUCCUCCUCAGAUGCACACUCACCAUCUUCGCAGGAGAAAGUGAAUGCCACCAAUGUUCUGGAUCUGCCUUCGUUGUCUAAUGCGAGCCUGGCGGAGCAGCUUCUAAUAUUCUCUCGCACUCCAUUUGCUACUAAUGGGUCACAUAAAGAAUAUUCGGAGUCUUACGAAAGUGCAGAGGCUGAUCAUGAGGUGACUUUGAGUGUACAUAUGUUGAGAUAA
Molecule: messenger RNA, 747 nt
Organism: Strongylus vulgaris
Lineage: Eukaryota; Metazoa; Nematoda; Chromadorea; Rhabditida; Strongylidae
Source: the annotation of a GenBank genome assembly